UCUUCAUCUCCUCCCACCGCUCAAGCUCCAAAUCCAUUUAGCCAUCAUCAGUCAAUUCCCUGCGAAUCAAGAAUCAAGAACGACGUCAUGAAUCCCAAGAAGAAGAAGAAGAAAGAGGAGGAGGAGGGCACGAGGAGGAGGUUAUCUGCCGGUACGGUCGGAGCUUGCACAAACCCACUUCGUUCUUCUUCCUCUUCAUCGCCCAGAGCCAUGACACUCGGGCAGAGAACCCACCGCCGUCCGCUCCGUCGACGUCGAGAGCUUUAAAGACUGAGGAAUGCUUGGUGCUGUAUGUGAGAGGGAUUUCAAUGGGGGUGGGGGAAGAAGAGUUUGAACAUGAGCCAUAUGUGGGGUUGGAGUUUGAUACUGCGGACGAUGCUCAUAUUUUCUAUGGCAAUUAUGCAUCACGAGUGGGUUUUAGAAUACGAUCUGGUCAAUUGUAUCGAUCGCGAGUGGAUGGAUCGGUUUGUAACAGGAGAUUUGUGUGCUGGAAAGAAGGGUUUCAAAUUAAUUCAAGGACAGGAUGCCCUGCAUUCAUAAGGGUGAAAAAGUCUGAUUCUGGCAAGUGGGUCCUUGACCAAUUUGUGAAAGAUCAUAGUCAUGAUCUCGACACUUGUGAGGAGAAUCAUCUUGCCAAUUCCUGGGGCAAAAGUUCAGCAACAACUGCUCAAGUAGUUGAUUUGUGCCGUAAGCCACAGAUAAAACAGCUUGAUGUUGUUGAUAAUGGAUGCUCAUCUUCUUCAAGUAUUGUCAGUGCCAAGUGCAUUAAACCGGGGGCAAAUGAAGGACUAGUGAAACUUGAGCCCUAUGUGGGUCUAAAGUUUGAUUCAGCUAACGAAGCAUACCAGUAUUAUGAUACAUAUGCUGGGAAUGUGGGAUUUAGAGUUCGUAUUGGUCAGUUGUUUCGAUCAAAGAAUGAUGGUUCAAUUACUUCUCGGAGAUUUGUAUGCUCGAAAGAAGGAUUUCAGCAUCCUUCUAGGGUUGGGUGUGGUGCAUUUAUGAGGAUUAAGAGGCAUGAUAAUGGAAGGUGGAUUGUUGAUCGUUAUCAAUUAGAGCAUAACCAUGAGCUUGAGAUGCAAAUGAAAGCCAACAGAGGUUCGGCUUCUAGGAAACUUUUAGAUGAGAUUAAUGAAACAUCGGAAAAACUAGACAUUGCUAAAAAGCACAAUGGGAGCCUCGUAAAGAAACAUCGUGUGAACAACAUAGGAAGUGAUUGGUAUACCGUGCUUCAUAAUUACUUUCAGAACCGACAGGCUGAGGACAUCAGAUUCUUUUAUGCUGUCGAUGUACAGAUGGGUUGCUGUAGAAGUCUUUUCUGGGCUGAUGGCAGAUCUAGGUUUUCCUGCAGUCGGUUCGGUUAUGCCAUCAUUUUUUAUACCUCCUAUAAGCAAAACAAUUAUGUGGUGCCAUUUGCUACUUUUGUUGGUGUUAAUCACCACAAGCAGCCGGUUCUUCUUGGAUGUGCUCUAGUUGCUAAUGAAUCGAAGGAGUCCUUCAUAUGGUUAUUUGAGACAUGGCUCAGGGCAAUGUCUGGGUGCCAUCCCAAUUCAAUAAUAGCUGAUCAUGAUGAUUCCAUUCUGCAAGCGAUUGCACAAGUUUUUCCUUCGAGUCAUCAUCGAUUCUCAAUGUGGCAAAUUAAGACAAAAGAAUGUGAGCAUUUGAGUCCACUGGGUAGUGAUUGUAAAUAUGAAUAUGAGAAAUGUGUUUAUCAAAGUCAUACAGUUGGCGAAUUUGAUGCUGCAUGGGAUGCUCUUCUCAGCAAAUAUAGCCUGAGGGAAAAUGCUUGGCUGAAGGAAAUGUAUGAAAAGCGUGAAAACUGGGUUCCACUGUACUUACGUGGAACACUUUUUGCUGGAAUUCCCAUUGAUGGUCUAGAUGCCUUUUUUGAUCCAUGUUUAAAUUCUCAAACAUCACUUGAAGAAUUUGUCCUCAGAUAUGAGCAAGGUUUGGAGCAACGUUGUGGCAAUGAAAGGAAAGAAGAUUAUAAUUCAUUCAACUUGCAAGCAUAUUUGCAGACAAAUGAACCAAUGGAAGAGCAAUGUAGGAGGCUUUAUACCCUUUCUGUUUUCAAAGUUUUCCAGAGGGAACUUUUACAAAGCUACAGUUAUCUGGGUGCCAAGAUUCAUGAACAAGGGGCCAUCUGCAGAUAUUUGAUCUAUAAGUGUGGCAAUGAGAAUGAGAAACAUAUUGUUACCUUUUGUUCAUCCAAUCUCGAUGUGAGUUGUGGCUGUCAAAUGUUUGAAUCAGAGGGUGUAUUGUGUAGACAUGCUUUGAGAUUGUUCCAGAUUCUAGAUAUUAGGGAGCUUCCAUCUUGCUACAUCUUACAUAGGUGGACGAGGAGUGCUGAGUAUGGCACUGUACGUGAUUUUGAAUCAGGAGGUAGCUCCCAUGAAAUUAAGGCUAAGAUGGUCUGGAGUCUUCGUGAAAUUGCUGCCAAAUAUGUAGAGUUUGGUGCCACAUCUUUUGAGAAAUACAAACUUGCUUAUGAAAUUAUGCAUGAGGGUGGGAGAAAACUUUGCCGGCAGAGUUAA
This is a messenger RNA of Eucalyptus grandis, 2531 nucleotides long. Its product is annotated as protein FAR1-RELATED SEQUENCE 7-like. NCBI's taxonomy places the organism in Eukaryota, Viridiplantae, Streptophyta, Magnoliopsida, Myrtales, Myrtaceae. Bases 309 to 2531 code for a protein of 740 amino acids. Gene Ontology annotation, molecular function: zinc ion binding. The transcript is spliced from 2 exons. Gene Ontology annotation, biological process: regulation of DNA-templated transcription. The record is from RefSeq and is a predicted model, not a curated record.